This is a messenger RNA of Knipowitschia caucasica, 378 nucleotides long. NCBI's taxonomy places the organism in Eukaryota, Metazoa, Chordata, Actinopteri, Gobiiformes, Gobiidae. The record is from the annotation of a GenBank genome assembly.
AUGGAGGAGGGGAUGGAGGAGGUGAUGGAGGAGGUGAUGGAGGAGGGGAUGGAGGAGGAGAUGGAGGAGGUGAUGGAGGAGGUGAUGGAGGAGGGGAUGGAGGAGGAGAUGGAGGAGGUGAUGGAGGAGGUGAUGGAGGAGGUGAUGGAGGAGGUGAUGGAGGAGGGGAUGGAGGAGGAGAUGGAGGAGGUGAUGGAGGAGGGGAUGGAGGAGGUGAUGGAGGAGGUGAUGGAGGAGGUGAUGGAGGAGGUGAUGGAGGAGGUGAUGGAGGAGGUGAUGGAGGAGGGGAUGGAGGAGGAGAUGGAGGAGGUGAUGGAGGAGGGGAUGGAGGAGGUGAUGGAGGAGGUGAUGGAGGAGGUGAUGGUCGGCUUCCACUAG